CGGGAGGAGGAGAGAAGAGCGGGGCCGGUGGCUCACCAGGAUCCGCUUGAAGAGGUGGUGGAAAAAUAAGAAAAAAAAUGAAACCUUUCCAAAAGGUCUGUCUUUUCAAGAGCCUGCUUGCUAAUUGCUGCUGUCACAGCCAACUUGACAGCUGUCUUCUCUCUCCUGUUGCAAAGAAGAUAGGGUGCAUGGUGGGACUGCACAGCCAUGGAUUUUGGAGGCCAAAGCCUUUAUUGGACACAGCUCGAUUCACUCUGUCUUUGAACAGUCAGCACAGGAAAAAACAUCAGAAUUCUCAAACUUUGUGGAAGCAUGAGGCUGUGCAGAAGUAUCUGGAGACUCUAAGCAAGGAAUACCAGCAGGUUAGUCGUCAGUUAACUGCAGACUCAUUAAAUGACUUUGAGCAAAGAACCCUGAGGAGAAGGUGUGCUGAUCUCUCCCCCAUUGCAGCUGCGUUUCAAGAAAUCAAAGAGGCUGAAAGAGAAGUUCAGGAAUUAGAAGCGAUGUGCACAGAGCUAGACAGCAGAGAUGAGAAUCAACUUCUAGAGCUUGCCUUAGAAGAGAAGGAAAGCCUGGAUAAAAAAAUGAACAUGUUGUGCAGAAAGCUUUUCCAGCUUCUAGUGCCAAAGGAAAAAUAUGAUAGAAGUCCUGUCAUAUUAGAAGUGACAGCUGGCAGAACAACUGGAGGGGACAUCUGCCAACAGUUCACUAAAGAAAUGUUUGAGAUGUACCAGAGCUAUGCCGACUACAAACAUUGGACCUUUGACAUAAUGAACUAUACGCCAGCUGAGAUAGGAGGCUUGCAUCAUGCUGCUGCUCAUAUUUCAGGAGAGAAUGUCUACAGGCAUCUGAAAUAUGAAGGAGGAACUCACCGAGUCCAGCGAAUCCCUGAGACAGGCAUGUCAUCAAGGAUGCAGCGUAUUCACACUGGGACAAUGUCAGUCAUUGUCCUCCCUCAGCCAGAGGAGGUUGAUGUAAAAGUGGAUCCCAAAGAUUUGCGUAUAGAUACAUUCAGAGCCAGAGGAGCAGGAGGGCAACAUGUUAACAAAACUGAUAGUGCUGUGAGGAUUGUGCAUCUUCCUACAGGCCUGGCAGUUGAGUGCCAGCAGGAGCGGUCGCAGCAGAUGAACAAGGAAAUAGCUCUGCGGACACUGAGAGCUAAGCUGUACCAGCAGGUCAUUGAAAAGCAGCUCAGCCAAGAGCAGAGCGCCAGGAAGCUGCAGUUAGGAACAAGAGCUCAGUCAGAGAGAAUUCGUACUUACAACUUCACCCAGGACAGAGUCACUGACCACAGGAUCUCAUAUGAUGCACGCAAUAUCAAGGAAAUUCUAAGUGGGAAAGAAGCACUGGAUAAACUGAUCAACAGACUGCUGGAGUUUGCAGAGAUAGAGGCUGUCACCCAAUAUCUAGAAAAUUUGCAGGCUUUAGAAGGAGGAGGCUGAAGAGCUCAGGUAGAAUUAAAACAGAAUUGUUGUGUUUCAUAGCCAAAAAAACCAGAUGUGUUUGUUAGAUGAUAUGUUGAUUAAAAGCUAUUUUUCUGUUUUUCA
Molecule: messenger RNA, 1547 nt
Organism: Pseudopodoces humilis (Tibetan ground-tit)
Lineage: Eukaryota; Metazoa; Chordata; Aves; Passeriformes; Paridae
Gene: MTRF1
Product: mitochondrial translation release factor 1
Biological process (GO): mitochondrial translational termination
Cellular component (GO): mitochondrion
Molecular function (GO): translation release factor activity
Source: RefSeq, a predicted model, not a curated record